Capsaspora owczarzaki ATCC 30864 is the source of this 3614-nucleotide messenger RNA. RefSeq lists its product as hypothetical. Gene Ontology annotation, biological process: negative regulation of DNA-templated transcription. NCBI's taxonomy places the organism in Eukaryota, Filasterea, Ministeriida, Capsasporidae. The record is from RefSeq and is a predicted model, not a curated record. The coding region runs from base 132 to 3410 and encodes 1092 amino acids. Gene Ontology annotation, molecular function: transcription corepressor activity. The transcript is spliced from 4 exons. Gene Ontology annotation, cellular component: nucleus.
CUUCACUCUUUUCCUUCACUUUUUUUUUUUCUCUUCUUUUUCCUUUGUUUCAGUCAAAAUCUCAAUUCAGUUCGUUCACUUUGGAUUUCAACAUUGCGUUGCGUUGCAUUUGUAUUUAGGUUUUUGCUGAGAUGGCGGACGCUGCUUCGAUCGGGAGUGAAGCGGAAGCACCUCAACGGACUGAAUCUCAGUCAAACAGACCUGAGCUUGAGCUCCUCCUUCCGGGGGGUCCAGUUGGCCAAGUGCCUGCGUUCGAUCUGUUCUCGGCUGCAAGUCAAUCCAGCGACUCUGCUGCACUGACUGACGCUGCGGCUGAUGCUGAUGCGGCUGAUGCUGGGUCGGCCGUCCCAAUGGACACUUCCACAGCAGCAGCAGCGGCAACAAGCGAGCCAAAGCAAGAGCCAGAGCCAGAGCCAAGCACAACCGACGACGCAGCCACUACGACGACGACGACGACGACGGAUGCCGAGGUCCAGCCCUUCACCGCUGCUGCGACAGCCAUGGCGACGUCGCCAACGGGUCGUGCGCCAUCUGCACGGGCGGCCGCUCGCGCACAGGCUGCUGCUGCUGCUGCUGCUGCCGCCGCUGCUGCUACUACGACUACUGCUGCCACUUCUUCGAACGAUGACGAUGCCGCUGCCGCCGACGACGCGGAUGAGCAGGAAGACAUGGACGAGGGCGACACAACAAGCAACAGGGCCGACCGCUCGUGGCGAUCAUCAGCCUCGCGUCGUCGCAGAGGUGCCAAUUCCAAUGCACCAGCUGCUGCUACUACUACUACUACUGCUGCUGCCGCUGUUUCUCGUCAGCGUGGCCGCGCUAGCCCUGCUGCUGCAGCAGCUUCGGACGCACCGGCGGCUGCACCUGCCGCAGAGUCCGCCGUCCCCUCUGCAGAGUCUGCAGCUCCUGUCGACCCCGCCGAAGGCACACCUACCAAUGCCUCAACUGGUGCAUCCAAUACCGAAGAAACGGGCCCGGAAGGCGACAGCGAGUCCACGACCACCACCGCCGAUGCCGUCGCGACCAAGAAACCUCGCAAACGCCGUACCCGUGAUCCGAUCGCUGCGCAGGCUUUGCUGAACUCUCAAAACGAGGGCAACGAAGAGGACUGGCGACUGCGACCACGAGCGGCCGCUGUGCGGGCAGCGGUUGUGACGAGCGCAAUGACAGCGUCGAGCUCUAUGUCCGAAGCUGCGCUCAAUGCUGCAGCUCUAGCGAAUGCCUCUGCUGCCACAACUGCUUCUUCUUCUUCUUCUUCUUCUGCUGGACCCAGUGGUGGUUCGGCAGCUCUGCAGGUUGCAGCUUCGGCAGUAUCGGCGGCUGGCCUGCGAGAGUUUCCGACCGAGGAAUCCUUCCAAGAAUUUGAGGCCCAAGUGCACGGUGAAACAUUGAGCAAACUGCCACAGGCGCAGACCGCCAACACGGCUGCUCGGAAUAGAAACACUGCCAUCCGCUUUGAAUUCGAUGAGCCGUUUUCGGCACUCGUCAACGCAAGCACCCGCAACGCCGAGCGCACGGUGGCGGAAGCCGAUGCCGCUGCCAAUGGAGGGGGUGCGGCAACUCCCAGCCUCGACCCACACGACCCCCAUGCCGAGCGAAAGCGCCGCUUGCAGGCGCAAAUGAUCUUGAGCACGCAACACCACGCCGAGCUGGCUGCAGACCUGCCGAUCGUUGAACGAGAGCAUCCAAAUGCCAACGACGAAGUGUGCGAGACGUGCGGGACGGCUGGCGAGCUCUUGUGCUGCGACAGGUGUCCCUGCGUGUUCCAUUUUUAUUGCGCCGACCCACCUGCCGAUCCGGAUUACAUGGGGCAAGUGUGGCUCUGCGGCAAGUGCAUCGCGCAAGCAGAGGCAUCGCCUCCGCCCAAGGUAGAAAAUCGCUUCUUUGGCAGCGCGCUGCGAAGACUCAAAUCCCUCCAUCCGCAAGCAUUCGUCCUCGACGCCGAAGUGUACACGUCUGUGGCCAAGCGAUCGCGACAGCUGGCUGCCGCUGCUGCACAGGUGUCUGUUGCCAGCGCCAAAGCCACCAUGCUCAAACGGAUCAACCGCAUGCUCGACAGCUGCGGUCUUGGUGAAGACGGCAUUGAGGACGACGAGGACGAAGCAAGGCUUCAGGACCUGCAAGACGGAGGCGCCUUGUUUGCGCUGGACAUUGAUCGGAUCAAGAGUAUGCCUCCAAAGGAAAUUUUCGACGCCAACGCGGCCAACACGUUCUUGGCGGUGAAGAGCGUGCUUCCCGAUCUGAUUGUGACCAAAAAGCUCUCGACCCCGCAGCAAGAGGGCGUCAAGAAGGAUCCCGGUGCACUCUUUGCGUUUGGCGCCACGUCCAAUGCUGUCACGCACCUCAAAAAUUACGUCAAUCCCGAGUACGCUGCGCGUCAUUCGUCACAGAUGUACGACGUCGGCAACGCGACUCCGCAGUACAGGUACCAAGACGACGUCGACAUUCCCGCGGCGGAACCUGGCGAUUUCCUACCUCGCUUUUGCCAUGUCUGUUCGCAAGGCCUUUCCGUUGCGCCGCUCAUUUUCUGCGCCGAAUGUCCGCUCCUCUAUCAUCUCGAGUGUCUCGAUCCCCCGUUGACGGCAGUGCCCAAGCGCGGCUGGCUCUGCCCGGCACAUAUGCAGCAUCCACUGAACGAGACCGAAAGCUUCACCGAGCGACAGUUCCAGCUCAUGCUGUCGCAGCUCGUGCCGCAAAGUGCGUCCAAGAUCAACUUUAUCUCACGUGUCCGUCAAGACCGAGCGUUUUUGCGACGUGCAGAAGCGCUCUCUCAACCGUUUGCAAUGUUAAACACCCUGGAUCCGAGUUUGGUUCGAUUCCUGGCUUGGGAGCGAUUGUGCCAGCUGGGCGAGCAAGCCCGAGCGUCCGCUGGCACCGCAAGCACCUCGACAAUUCCUGUGAAUGGUGAUGCGCAUGUCGAACCUGAUUCUGCUGCAGAGACGACACAUUCGUCCUCGCGAAAGCGUCGUGCCGACAACAGCGCCAGCGACAAGGACGCCACCCAUGUGUCCAAGAAGUUGCGAGUGGACGAUAGCAGCGAUGAUACCGCCGCUUCAGAAGCUGCCCCGUCUGUGAUGAUUGGUCGUGUUGUCGACGACAAGGACGCUUCGAUUCGUUAUGAUAUUGGUCCGAAUGGCAUGGCGGAUGUCGGCGGUUGGGAUGCUGAACGGAACGAAGGCUUGACAAGGUUUUGCGUUUUCCAUGACGCAGAACAGGACGUUUUCCGCGUGGUAUCUUGCAACUUUUCCAACGCUCAGGCCGAUCGAGUGCUGGUGGACGGCGCACCUGCUGACGCGGAGGCGUGUGGUGCCAUCCUGCGCCCUCGCAGCCAGAUUGUCGUUGGCUCGCGGAAAUUCACCUUCCAAUUGUUGCCUUCAUCUUCUUCGGCUGAUGUUGUCGUGGGAUCUUGAGGUUCGUCGAAUUCCUAUCUGGAGCUGUGAAUUGGUUGGACCGUCUUGGAUCACGGCAAAUGGAAUCUCCCGGUUGUUUUUGCUUGGAUUGUAUUACUCUUUAGUGUCUGUGCGUUUCUUUCGUGUUCUUCUUGUUUCACAUAUCAUUACAACACAAGGCUUGCUCAAAAAAACAUGUCAAAGUUGUGUUUGUCCAGCGCAUUC